AUGUCUACAUUUGCUGAGUUCGUCCCACCUCCUGAAUGCCCGGUUUUUGAGCCGAGUUGGGAGGAUUUCUCUGAUCCUCUGGGAUUUAUCAACAAGAUCCGACCCAUUGCAGAGAAAACGGGCAUCUGCAAGAUCCGACCCCCCGAGGACUGGCAGCCUCCGUUCGCCUGCGAUGUACGCAACUUCCGCUUCACUCCUCGAGUGCAAAGACUGAAUGAACUUGAGGCCCUCACUCGGGUUAAGCUCAACUUUCUGGAUCAAAUCGCAAAGUUCUGGGAGCUGCAGGGAUCCAAGAUACGAUUCCCUCAUGUGGAGAGGAAGAUUUUGGACCUCUAUCAGCUCAGCAAGAUUGUGUCGUCCGAAGGCGGCUUUGAGACGGUGUGUAAAGAGAAGAGAUGGUCCAAAGUGGCCAGCCGAAUGGGCUUCCCACCCGGGAAAGGCACCGGCUCUUUGCUGCGCUCCCACUACGAGAGGAUUCUUUACCCCUAUGAGCUCUUUCAGUCUGGAGCCACACUAACUGGCAUCCAGCGGCUCUAUGACGAGGGUGAUGAUGGCGAGGAAGUGGACGAAGGAGUUGGCGAGGAGGCAGUGGAAGAAGAGGAGCAAGAUGAGGACGAGGAUAAAGAGAAGGAGAAAGAAGGGGAAGGCGAUGCGACGCAAACCAAAGAGCGACUUCUGCCUGAGAGACGGUCCAGGCGCCUGAAGUCUGAGAGAGAAAACAAGGAGCCGAAAGGCCUCAAAAUCUUCAGCACAAGUCCGAAGAUGGUGGGCUUGGAGAUCGUGUCAGCUGAUGACGGAUACAACAAGAAGCAGCGUCACCUCAAAGCCCAGGCCUUCGCCAUCAAAAUGAGACCACGGAAGGAGACCCUGGAGGUCAACUUUAUCGACCUCUACCUCUGCCUGGUGUGCGGCCGCGGUGACGAGGAGGACCGGCUGCUGCUGUGCGACGGCUGCGACGACAGCUACCACACCUUCUGUCUGAUCCCGCCUCUACAGGAUGUGCCUAAGGGGGACUGGCGCUGCCCAAAGUGUGUUGCUGAGGAGUGCAGUAAGCCCAGGGAGGCAUUCGGCUUCGAGCAGGCUGUGAGAGAGUACACUCUCCAGAGCUUCGGAGAGAUGGCUGACCACUUCAAGUCUGACUACUUCAACAUGCCUGUACAUAUGGUUCCCACAGAGCUGGUGGAGAAGGAGUUCUGGCGCCUGGUCAGCAGCAUUGAGGAAGACGUCAUCGUAGAGUACGGAGCUGACAUCAGCUCCAAAGAGGUGGGCAGUGGAUUUCCUGUCCGGGACGGCAAGAGGAGGCUACUGGGAGAUGAAGAGGAGUAUGCCAACUCAGGCUGGAACCUGAACAACAUGCCAGUGCUGGAGCAGUCGGUGCUCACCCACAUCAAUGUGGACAUCUCGGGUAUGAAAGUGCCCUGGCUUUACGUGGGCAUGUGUUUCUCCUCUUUCUGCUGGCACAUCGAGGACCACUGGAGUUACUCCAUCAACUUCUUGCACUGGGGAGAACCGAAGACUUGGUACGGAGUGCCGGCGUCUGCGGCAGAACAGCUGGAGGCCGUCAUGAAGAAGUUGGCUCCGGAGCUGUUUGACUCCCAGCCCGACCUCCUCCAUCAGCUGGUCACCAUCAUGAAUCCCAAUCUCCUCAUGGAGCAUGGCGUCCCUGUGUACAGGACCAAUCAGUGUGCGGGGGAGUUUGUGGUGACCUUCCCCAGAGCCUAUCACAGCGGCUUCAACCAGGGCUACAACUUUGCAGAGGCUGUUAACUUCUGCACUGCUGACUGGCUCCCUAUGGGUCGUCAGUGUGUGGCCCACUACCGACGGCUCCACCGCUACUGCGUCUUCUCCCACGAGGAGCUGCUGUGCAAGAUGGCUGCCGACCCGGAGAGCCUUGACGUGGAACUGGCAGCCGCUGUGUUUAAGGAAAUGGGAGAUAUGAUGGACGAGGAAACAAAACUGAGACAGGCCAUUCAAGAGAUGGGGGUGCUGUCCUCAGAACAGGAGGUUUUUGAGCUGGUCCCUGACGACGAGCGCCAGUGCCACAAGUGUAAGACGACCUGUUUCCUGUCAGCGCUGACCUGUUCCUGCAGCCCCGACCGUCUGGUUUGUCUUCACCAUGCAGCAGAUCUCUGCGACUGUCCGCUCGGCAACAAGUGUCUGCGGUAUCGCUAUGAUCUGGAGGAGUUUCCAUCCAUGCUUUACGGGGUCAAGACACGAGCUCAGUCCUAUGACACGUGGGCAAAGAGGGUCACAGAGGCCUUGGCUGCAGACCAGAAGAACAAGAAAGAUCUUAUCGAGCUCAAGGUUUUGCUGGAGGAUGCGGAGGACAGGAAGUAUCCCGAGAACGCUCUGUUCCGACGCCUUAGGGAGAUGGUCAAAGAGGCGGAGACGUGCUCCUCUGUGGCCCAGCUGCUGCUCAGCCGAAAGCAGAGGCACAGCAGCCGUCUGCGUUCUGAGAGCAGCCGCAACCGCACCAAACUGACGGUGGACGAGCUCAAGGCCUUUGUGGAUCAGCUCUACAGACUGCCCUGCAUCAUCAGCCAGGCCCGACAAGUCAAGGAGUUGCUGGAGAAUGUGGAGGACUUCCAUGAGCGAGCCCAGGCGGCGCUGUCAGAUGAGAUGCCAGAUUCCUCCAAGCUGCAGGCGCUGUUGGACCUGGGCAGCGGCCUGGACGUGGAGCUGCCAGAGCUUCCGAGACUCAAACAAGAGCUGCAGCAGGCCCGCUGGCUCGAUGAGGUGCGCGUCACGCUGGCCGAGCCCCACCGGGUCACUCUGGAGCUGAUGAAGAGGCUGAUAGACUCUGGCGUGGGUCUGGCUCCCCACCACGCUGUGGAGAAGGCGAUGGCCGAACUGCAAGAGAUCCUCACUGUCUCGGAGAGAUGGGAGGAUAAGGCUCGUGCCUGCCUGCAGGCCAGGCCUCGACACAGCAUGGUGACCUUGGAGAGCAUUGUGCUUGAGGCUAGGAACAUUCCGGCAUAUCUGCCGAACAUCCUGGCCCUCCGAGAGGCCCUGCAGAAGGCCAAGGAGUGGACGGCCAAGGUGGAGGCCAUCCAGAGCGGCAGCAGCUACGCUUACCUGGAGCAGCUGGAGAGCCUGCUGGCCAGGGGACGCUCCAUCCCCGUCCGGCUGGAUCCGCUUGCCCAGGUGGAGUCUCAGGUGGCGGCAGCCCGAGCCUGGAGGGAGAGGACUGCUCGCACCUUCCUCAAGAAGAACUCCACGUACACGCUGCUCCAGGUUCUCAGCCCCCGUGUGGACAUCGGGGUCUACGGCAACAGCAAAAGCAAACGGAAGCGAGUCAAGGAGCUCAUGGAGAAGGAGAGGGGAGGCUUCGACCCCGACGCCCUCAGCGACCUGGAGGAGAGUCUGGAGGAGGUGAGAGACCCUUCCACUGUUGUAGCAGCCUUCAAAGCCAAAGAGCAGAAAGAAGUGGAGGCCAUCCACUCGCUCCGCGCCGCCAACCUAGCCAAGAUGGCCAUGGCCGACCGCAUCGAGGAGGUCAAGUUCUGCCUGUGUCGAAAGACGGCCAGCGGCUUCAUGCUGCAGUGCGAGCUCUGCAAGGACUGGUUCCACGGAGCGUGCGUGCCUCUGCCUAAGACGGGAUCCCAGAAGAAACUGGGCGUGGGCUGGCAGAGUAACAGCAAAGACUCCAAAUUCCUGUGCCCGCUGUGUCAGCGGUCGAGGAGGCCGAGGCUAGAGACCAUCCUGUCGCUGCUGGUGUCGCUGCAGAAGCUGCCGGUGCGUCUGCCAGAAGGAGAGGCUCUCCAGUGUUUGACAGAGAGGGCAAUGAGCUGGCAGGACCGAGCGCGUCAAGCCCUGGCCACAGAGGAGUUGUCCUCGGCCCUGGCGAAGCUGUCUGUGCUGAGCCAGCGCAUGGUGGAGCAAGCUGCGAGGGAGAAAACUGAGAAGAUCAUCAACGCCGAGCUCCAGAAAGCUGCAGCCAACCCUGACUUGCAGGGCCACAUCCAGACCUUUCAGCAGUCCGGUUUCAGCAGAGCCACAUCUCCUCGCCAGUCUGUGGACUACGACGACGAGGAGACGGACUCAGACGAGGACAUCAGGGAGACGUACGGUUACGAUAUGAAGGACCCGGGCGAGGUGAAGCCCUACCUGUUCUGUGACGAGGAGAUUCCCGUCAAGUCUGAGGAGGUGGUCAGUCACAUGUGGCCGGCCGCCACGCCUUCCUUCUGCGCCGAGCACGCCUACUCCUCGGCCUCCAAGUCCUGUGUGCAAAACCUAGGCACACCCAGAAAGCAGCCCAGGAAGACCCCCCUCAUCCCUCGCAGCCUGGAGCCGCCGGUGCUGGAGCUGUCCCCGCAGGCUAAGGCCCAGCUGGAGGAGCUCAUGAUGCUGGGAGACCUGCUGGAGGUGUCCCUGGAUGAGACCCAGCACAUCUGGAGGAUCCUUCAGGCCACACACCCCCCCUCGGAGGAGAGAUUCCUGCAGGUCAUGGAGCCUGACGAUUCUCUGAUGGAGAAGCCCCUGAAGAUCAAGCUUAAAGAUUCAGAGAAGAAGAGGAAGCGGAAGCUGGAAAGAGCCGAGCACCACCACAUGCUGAUGGCCGCCGCGGCCGCCAGCGGAGCCUCGGCGAUGGGGGAAAUCCGACCGGCCAAGUCCAAAGAACUGAAAAGGGUCGGCCUGGAACUGGGCCUGGGCGGCAAACCCAAGAAGAAGAAGCUGAAACUGAACCUGGACAAGAACCGGGAGAUGAAGCAGCUAGCCAAACGGUUAGCCAAGGAGGAGAAGGAGAGGAAGAGGAAGGAGAAGGCAGCCGCCAAGGCCGAGGCCAUCAGGGAGGGACUGGAGAAGAGGAAGGAGAAGAAGAUCCUCGACAUUCCCUCCAAGUACGACUGGUCUGGAGCUGAGGACUCUAACGACGAGAACGCCGUGUGCGCAGCCAAGAACUGCCAGAGACCCUGCAAAGACAAGGUGGACUGGGUGCAGUGCGACGGCGGCUGCGACGAGUGGUUCCACCAGGUGUGCGUGGGCGUGUCCUGCGAAAUGGCCGAGAACGAGGACUACAUCUGCGUGGACUGCUCCCGGAAGGCGGCCGGAGCGGGCGGCGGCGGCGUGACGCUGGUGGAGGAGGUGGCGGAGGAGAGCGUGGUGGUUCUGGCGGCGGCGUCGAGCCUGCCCUCGUCCGUCGUGGCCUCGUGGUCCCACGCUCCCCUGGCGUCUCAUCUAAACCCAGCGAGUUCACAUCAGCAGCAGCAGGAGCCUCAGCAGGGCAGUUAGCGCUCAAACAACGACCCAGGACUGAGUUUGAAUACUGUACCUCACACAACGAGCAUAACACAAAACCAGUAUCCAGGCUAGCAUCUCAACCUGUAGGACUGUGCAGCAUCUGACGGAGAGAAUAACCCUGAGAGAAUAAGAGUGGCAGAAGAGGGACAGUCCUGCGUCUGCCUGGAUUAUAGAGCACAAGAAAAUCUGGAACCCGAUCUCUCCGAGCACCACGACGUGCUGAGAAGGUUGUUGGUGGCACAGGCGAGAGUUAGUUACUUCCUCCUCCUCCUCCUCUUCUUCAACAAUAACAAGUCAUCGGUCCAAUUAACUCUACAGUCCAACACCCACUUACUCCAGCUGUUGUAGUCAGAGCAAACAGGCAAAUAAACAAUAAAGUUCUGUCCCCGGUCGUGUUUUACUGGACAUCGUGAACCGCUCCUCUCUGCCCUCAGCCCGGCCCCUCAGACAGUUAACAUCUCAAUAUGUAGGACUCCAGACUAGGAAAAACAAAUGGUUGUAAUGUAGUGGAAUUAUUUAUAAUGUACAUAGCUUUUAAGCAAUUAAACAAACGGAUUGUGGCUUUUUUUUUUGUUGUUGUUGUUUUGUUUUAUCACCUUUAAUAAACUAUUCCUAGUCAAAUGA
This is a messenger RNA of Lates calcarifer (barramundi perch), 5865 nucleotides long. RefSeq names its product lysine (K)-specific demethylase 5A (gene kdm5a). Gene Ontology annotation, biological process: chromatin remodeling. Lineage: Eukaryota; Metazoa; Chordata; Actinopteri; Centropomidae. Gene Ontology annotation, molecular function: histone demethylase activity; DNA binding. The record is from RefSeq and is a predicted model, not a curated record. Gene Ontology annotation, cellular component: nucleus.